AUGAUCUCCGCCUUCUUCAUCCUCAACCUCAAGGGAGAGGUCCUCAUCUCGCGACUGUUCCGACCAGACCUCAAACGCUCGAUAUCCGACAUCUUUCGCAUCCACGUUAUCGCCAGCUCAACGCCACCCACUUCGCCGCUCAUCACGAUCAGCAACACGACCUUCUUUCAUGUUAAGCACGGCGGUCUCUGGCUCGUCGCGGUCUGCAAGCAUAACGCAAAUGCCGCGCUCGUCUACGAGUUUACCUACCGGUUCAUCAACCUCGGCCGAUCAUAUUUCGGCAAGCUCGACGAGGAGAGCGUCAAGAACAACUUUGUGCUCAUUUACGAACUGCUAGACGAGAUCCUCGACUUUGGAUACCCACAGAAUUCGGAGAGCGAUACGCUCAAGAUGUACAUCACGACGGAGGGAGUCAAGUCGGAGCAGGCGGUGCGAGAAGAGGCGUCGAAGAUCACGAUUCAGGCGACAGGCGCCAUCUCCUGGCGAAGAAACGACGUUAAGUAUCGCAAGAACGAGGCAUUCGUCGACGUGAUCGAGACAGUCAACCUCUCGAUGAACUCGAAGGGUACGGUGCUGCGAGCGGAUGUCGACGGGCAGAUCCUGAUGCGGGCAUACUUGAGCGGCACGCCCGAGUGCAAGUUCGGUCUCAACGACAAGCUCGUCAUCGACAAGCCUGGCAACCCUUCGACGGCGAAGAACCCUCUCGGCGGAGUCGACGGCAACGCAGUCGAGCUCGAUGACUGCCAGUUCCACCAAUGUGUCAAGCUCGGCAAGUUCGACAGCGACCGGACGAUCUCGUUCAUCCCGCCAGAUGGCGAGUUCGAGCUGAUGCGGUAUCGCGCAACGUCGAACAUCAAUCUCCCGAUCCGAGUACAGCCCAUCGUCGAGGAAAUCGGCAAGUCGCGUGUCGAGUACACCGUUCACGUCAAGACGAUGUUCCCAGCCAAACUCAGCGCAAACAACGUCGUCAUCCGCAUUCCUACGCCGCUCAACACGGCGAGCGUCGAGUGCAAGGUCGGGAUGGGCAAGGCGAAGUAUGUCCCGGGAGAAAACGUGAUCGUCUGGAAGAUCCCGCGCUUCCAAGGAGGCUCGGACACGACCUUCACAGCCGAAGCCUCGCUCUCGCAAACGACGGUUCGGAAAGCCUGGUCGCGCCCGCCCAUCUCGGUCGACUUCCAGGUCCUGAUGUUUACGGCGUCGGGUCUCCUGGUGCGGUUCUUGAAGGUGUUUGAAAAGAGCAACUACCAGAGCGUCAAGUGGGUCCGGUACCUGACGAAGGCCAACGGUUCCUACCUUGUUCGCAUCUAA
Molecule: messenger RNA, 1308 nt
Organism: Rhodotorula toruloides NP11
Lineage: Eukaryota; Fungi; Basidiomycota; Microbotryomycetes; Sporidiobolales; Sporidiobolaceae
Product: AP-2 complex subunit mu-1
Exons: 13
Coding region: 1-1308 (435 amino acids)
Biological process (GO): clathrin-dependent endocytosis; intracellular protein transport
Cellular component (GO): cytoplasmic vesicle; AP-2 adaptor complex
Molecular function (GO): clathrin-cargo adaptor activity
Source: RefSeq, a predicted model, not a curated record